AUGAUCCUGUCCGAACAGCCCGACCAGGACGACUUAGCGAGCAACGGCGACAGACCAGCGCACCAUGUCGUACACCCUAUCACCGGCACCCUCACCUUCCGCAAUCCCUGGCCUUCAGCAUCCGCACCCUCCGCGACCGAGUUGCUCUUCGGCGGCGCAUGGCUCGGAUGGCCCAAAUUGCAUCUCGACAAGCAUCCAAAGGCGCGAGAGUUACAGGUUCUCGACCCGGAAGACUGGGGGAGGAACAAGGUCAAGGAGUUGAAGCGCGCAGCGGAGGGACAGGGAAAGGGCAACAAGGUUGGGUUCGCGCGAGCAACGUGGUUGGGACAUGCGGCUGUCUAUGUCCAGCUCCCGCUCGACGUUCCGACCGACCCGCUCUCGGCGCUCAGAAGGAAGAGCGAGAAGGGCGAGGCGGACGAGCAGAAGAUCCGGCGAGGGCGGAACGAGAAAGUCGAGGGCGCGGUGGAUGAGGAGGACCAGUAUGCCGAGGACGAGGAGACGACGCUCAAGUUGCUCUUCGACCCGAUCUUCAGCGAGCGAGCUGGACCGACGAGCUACACCGGACCAGGGCGACUGCGGCCGACGCCUUGCAAGGUGGAGGAUCUGCCGGGCAUUGAUGCGGUCCUGAUCAGCCACAACCACUACGACCACCUCGACCUGAACAGCGUCAGAAGCGUUCUCGAGAAGUGGCCUCGCGUCAAGUUCUUCGUCCCUCUCGGCAACAAGCAAUGGUUCUACGCGAGCGGCGUUCCCCUCUCGCAAAUCCACGAGUGCGACUGGUGGGACGACGUCGACCUCACGCCCUCUGACUUCGGUCUCGUCCCCCCACCUCUAAACUACACGAGCGCGCCGUCGUCGAUCAAUGGAGACCCUCGGAGCGGCGGGACGAGCAGGUCGAUGUCGAUGUCUGUGCCAAGGGAGAAGGAGCGGAUACGGGUGACUUGCGUGCCAGCGCAGCAUAACUCGGGACGCUCGCCGGCGGACCAAGGCUCGACACUUUGGUGCGGCUGGGUCGUCGAGCAUCUGCUCGAGUCGGACGCGCCCAACCCGCCUUUACUCGACAACAACAGCAAGAAUGCCUCGUCUGUCACGAUGUCCACCGAGUCGUUCGUCUCCGCUCCCGACCCGGACGAGGCUGAGCCUUUCAUGGGUGCCGGCGCGACGCUGGUCGAGGAGCCGGAGGAGGAUGACAUGGCCAACUUUGCGGUCGACGAGACUUCGGACGGCGAGGCGGCGGAUACGCCUGUACCGACUGGGCAGAAGCCGCGAGUGCAGCUCGUCCCGCCGUCGGAUCCGAAUUCGCCAGCUCUUACGCCUGUCAUUUCGUCCGCUUCCGUCUCAGCAGCGUCGGAGAGUACCGACGCCUCGAUGUCGUCAAGCUCCCUAUCCGCCUCGCAAACCUCGACAAGACGCGAGAUCUCCCCCUCCCGACGAGGCUCGAUGACGCAGCUCCUUCAACGCUCGUCGUCCUUCUCGCAAACCCUUCGACGGCGCCUCUCCUCUGCUUCUCGCAGCGACGGGACUGAGCGACCCCCGUCUCGCACGGCGUCGUUCUCUGCUCCGCCGCUGUCAAGGUCGAGUAGUUUGCGAAUUGCGCGAGACCGGCAGCGCGAGCGUGAGGUGGCAUCAACGUCCACGAGCGGCGCGUCGACACCCGGCGACAGCGACGACGGUUCUGGCCAGUCUCCCUUACCCGUCGAGCCGGCGUUGAAGAGCACCGAGGAAGAGGAGGAAGAGCGGCGAACGAAGGCGGAGGAGAAGGCGAGAGAGGUUGCUGCGAAGGCUGAGCGGGCGGAGAAGGAGGCUGGAAGAGCAGUUCAUGAGGGAAGGUGGACGAAGAGGAUCUUGAGGAGGGGAGCGGUUUACCAUGCCGGCCCCCCCCCCCGCCGUGCCGCCCAUCCCGUCUGUCCCGCAUUCGACGAGAUAGGCCUCAAGUACGGUCCGUUCGACCUUGCAUUUGUGCCGAUCUGGCGAGGCGGGAGUCUUGGUUUCGUUAGCGCGAUUGGCUUGCGGCUACACCACGAGAACAUCUCGAGUGCGGUGCAUGGCUCGCCUGCCGACGCCGUCGACAUCCACCUCGACGUGCGAAGCCGGAAUACGAUUGGCAUGCACUUCGGCACUUUCGUUGGCUCAGAGACCGAGUCGCUCGAGGCGAUUAUCGAGCUACACGAAGCGGUCGAGGAGGCGGGUGUCAAGGCCUUGGACGACCCGAACGAGGACGAGCUAGGCAGGAUGGGGGUGAUAGAUAUCGGGGAGACGUGGUGUGUAGAGAUCCACAACUUGCUCAUCGUGUCCUAG
Messenger RNA from Rhodotorula toruloides NP11, 2298 nucleotides. RefSeq names its product N-acyl-phosphatidylethanolamine-hydrolyzing phospholipase D. The transcript is spliced from 8 exons. The record is from RefSeq and is a predicted model, not a curated record. NCBI's taxonomy places the organism in Eukaryota, Fungi, Basidiomycota, Microbotryomycetes, Sporidiobolales, Sporidiobolaceae. Gene Ontology annotation, cellular component: membrane-bounded organelle; cytoplasm. Gene Ontology annotation, biological process: N-acylphosphatidylethanolamine metabolic process; N-acylethanolamine metabolic process. Gene Ontology annotation, molecular function: N-acylphosphatidylethanolamine-specific phospholipase D activity. Bases 1 to 2298 code for a protein of 765 amino acids.